Messenger RNA from Cyprinodon tularosa, 3367 nucleotides. RefSeq names its product radixin-like. Gene Ontology annotation, biological process: positive regulation of protein localization to early endosome; regulation of organelle assembly; regulation of cell shape. The coding region runs from base 262 to 2007 and encodes 581 amino acids. Gene Ontology annotation, molecular function: cell adhesion molecule binding; actin binding. The record is from RefSeq and is a predicted model, not a curated record. Lineage: Eukaryota; Metazoa; Chordata; Actinopteri; Cyprinodontiformes; Cyprinodontidae. The transcript is spliced from 15 exons. Gene Ontology annotation, cellular component: filopodium; cytoskeleton; microvillus.
AAACCAUCUCUCACUCAGUCCGCUUGACGCAGACACACCAAAUCGCCUUAUAAUUGUUUAGACUUAAACGCUGCUCUCAUGUCCUUGGAUAUUUAAUUGUAGGAGACGAGAAAAAUAACGGGAACCAAACUUAUUCGUCGUGAUUCAUCGCUUUCCGCUCGGCUUUGAAUUUCGAGGAGACACGUAGAUCCCGGUUUGACUUCCGUCUGCUGACGGAUUUAUCCUCUCAGCUGUUGGGUGAAAGGAGGAGGGGAAGCAAACAUGCCUAAACCGAUCAAUGUCCGUGUGACCACCAUGGAUGCAGAGCUGGAGUUUGCCAUCCAGCCUAGCACCACAGGAAAACAGCUGUUUGACCAGGUGGUGAAAACAGUGGGUUUGCGGGAGGUUUGGUUCUUCGGUCUACAGUAUGUGGACAGUAAAGGUUACGUCACAUGGCUAAAACUGAACAAAAAGGUGACGCAGCAAGAUGUGAAGAAAGAAAACCCUCUGCAGUUCAAGUUCAGAGCCAAGUUUUUCCCAGAGGAUGUGUCUGAGGAACUGAUCCAGGAGAUCACACAGAGACUUUUCUUCUUACAGGUAAAAGAGGCCAUUUUGAACGACGAAAACUAUUGUCCUCCAGAGACGGCCGUCUUACUGGCUUCGUAUGCUGUCCAGGCCAAGUAUGGAGACUACAGCAAAGAUGUUCAUAAGCCUGGAUACCUUACCCAUGACAGACUGCUGCCUCAGAGGGUUCUGGAGCAGCACAAGCUGACAAAGGAGCAAUGGGAGGACAGGAUACAGACCUGGCAUGAGGAACACAGAGGAAUGCUCAGAGAAGAUUCAAUGAUGGAGUACUUAAAAAUUGCCCAAGACUUGGAGAUGUAUGGAGUCAACUUUUUUGAGAUCAAAAACAAGAAAGGCACGCAGCUAUGGCUUGGUGUGGACGCACUCGGUCUAAACAUCUAUGAACACGAGGACAAAUUGACACCAAAGAUUGGCUUCCCCUGGAGUGAGAUCAGAAACAUCUCCUUUAAUGACAAGAAAUUUGUCAUCAAGCCUAUUGACAAAAAAGCACCUGACUUUGUAUUUUACGCCCCCCGUCUGCGCAUCAACAAGCGUAUUUUAGCGUUGUGUAUGGGUAACCACGAGUUGUACAUGAGGAGAAGAAAACCAGACACCAUCGAAGUGCAGCAGAUGAAGGCUCAAGCGCGAGAAGAAAAGCACCACAAGCAGAUGGAAAGAGACCAGCUGGAGAAUGAAAAGAGGAAGCGAGAGCUUGCUGAGAAGGAGAAGGAAAGGAUAGAGCGAGAGAAAGAGGAGCUCAUGGAGCGGCUGCGGCAGAUUGAAGAGCAGACAAUGAAAGCUCAGAGAGAGCUUGAAGAGCAGACCCGCCGGGCUUUGGAGUUGGAGCAGGAAAGGCAGAGAGCCAAAGAGGAGGCUGAGAAGCUGGAGAGGGAGAGACGAGCAGCAGAGGAGGCCAAGGCGGAGCUGGCCAGGCAGGCUGCAGACCAGCAGAAAACCCAAGAGCAGCUGGCUGCAGAGCUGGCAGAAUUCACAGCCAAGAUCGCUCUCCUGGAAGAGGCUAAGAGGAAGAAGGAGGACGAGGCCAUCGAGUGGCAGCACAAGGCUCUGUCUGCUCAGGAGGACCUGGAAAAGACCAAGGAGGAGCUGAAGACUGCAGUGACACCAGUAGCCGCUCAUCCCGGCGGUCACGCCGAGCAUGAGCACGACGAGCAGGACGAGAACCACGCAGAGGCAAGCGCGGAGCUGUCCAACGAGGGCGUCAGCCAGCUGGACCUCCGCAGCGAAGAGGCUCGUGUCACCGAGUUCCAGAAGAACGAGAGGGUGAAGAAGCAGCUGCAGACUCUAAGCACCGAGCUGGCGGACGCCCGAGACGAGACCAAGAAGACGCAGAACGACGUGCUGCACGCCGAGAACAUGAAGCAGGGCCGAGACAAGUACAAAACGCUGCGGCAAAUCCGGCAGGGCAACACGAAGCAGCGCAUCGACGAGUUCGAGUCCAUGUGAAAACAGAGCCGCCUAGUUUCCCCUCUUCUUACCAAGGCAACCAGACAAUGCCAAAGCUUCUUCACAUAGAGCCGCUCAGAACAAACAAUUUAUCUGAAGGGGAAGAAUAACUGUAAAACCAAAUCUAGAUUCUAUUUUCUACCUGGCAAUAGAAAGCUACCUUUUUUUUUGUUCUUAUUGUCUUUAACACACGUUUGAAAAAACUUUAGUCAGAUGUCAAGGUCCCUUUUUGUUCCUUUUUUGGGAAUAAUCCCCAUGUAUGGGGAUGAACCGCGUUGUGAUGGUUGUUAAUUUAGCUUUGAAUGUUACAUCAUGUCGAAACAUAUCAGAUAUUGGAGCUGAGUGAGACUUAACAUUUGGGAGGUUCAUGUGGAAGAAAAACAGCCGCAGUAUUUUUUAAUAGUUCACUUCCUGGUUGAUCUAAACGGCAGUAUUUAGAGCUUUUAAAAGGAAAUCUUUUCUGUGAAUGAAUUGGAGCCACUUGUCAAGCAGCAGGUUUUGACGGUUGAAUGUAACAGAGAUUACAAAGGGAAUUUUUUUUCUUAUUGGGUUAACUAAUCAGUUUGUGCCACUCAGCCGUCACCCUCGUGUUUAAAAGUAUUAUAAAGAUAAGCUAUAUGGUUCUGUUGUAGUGCUGCUGUGGGGUUCCCAGUCAUCGUUGAGGGUUUUCUAUGCCUACCUGCUCACGAAGGAUCCAUUGGAUGGUUUUAAGACGCCAUAGCAUCUCUGACUGGGGAGCGUAUGAGUACUUCAGUCCCAGGGUGGGACGCAUCUCUACCUCAGCGAUAACAGCAGCGCUGGCUGAAAGUCAGACACUCGGAGUGCGUCCUGCCUUUUCACAGAAACAAACUAGUAAUGUCGCUUUGUUGUUUUGGGUUACUAUUGCAAUAUUCCCCCACCCCCUUCCAGUCUAACAAUCACAUUUAAAGUUUGAAACUAUUUUUAUUAACGUUAAUAUUUGUUUGUUUUAUACCUGACAGCUGGUGUUGGUUCUUUGAUUUUCUUUUGUGUGGAAUAUUCAGCCGCCUUUAGUGUUUUUUUUUUUUUGUUUUUUUUUCCCAUAGCAGGUGGAAAGAAAUGACCUCAUUCUACCAGCUCCUGAUUUUGAAUCCUUUAAAAGAACAAAAAAAUACCAAACAAAACUGGAAAUUAGCCAAGUGUAGUAGUACGGGCUCUGCUGACAUGUUCAGCUCGACUCAAAGAAGGUUUUAUCUUUAGGGAUGAUGAUCAUGUCUGCUCUGGUACCAGCUGUCUUUUUUUUUUCUCCUUUCUGUUGUUCAUGUUUGUAUCCUUUAAGUUAGAUGGGCGGCGGUGGAUUAUGGUCCAUUUCUUUCUCACAAAUAAAAGUUUUACAUUUUAA